GGUCUAUGCGACAGUGCGCGUAACGGUACGGUGUCUGGUGCGGUACGCGCGCGCGACCACAAUAUAUUCAAUAUAUUAUUCAAUAUAUAUACUUGGCGCCAUCAUGGCCAUGCAAUGCCGUCGCAAUCACCAGUCGUGCGCGCGCAUGGCUAGCGCUGCUUCCGGUGCGUCAAGAUUCUUCAAAGACAGCAUGCAGACAAACAGGGCAGCAGAGAGUCGGAUGCGGUAGUCAGCUUGCAUGCAUAGCCCAACCUGCAAGCUUCAAGUCGAUGUGGAGGAAAGAUUGAUUUCUAAGCUGUGCAGCAGCCUGCUGCACGGAGACUCCGCGCGAGAGGUCAGUCGGAGCGCUGAUGUCGGGCAGGACUUCUUCUAUGUAGCCGCGCUCACCCACCCUCGAAUCCUCGACUAUUCUUCAUCUGCAAGCAGCCUGACAGCGACUGUUCCACGACCAGGUGUUCAGCUGACCCAACCGUCGAGCGUGUCUCGCGAUGUCCGAUGGCGGGCAGCCAGACCCGGAGGAAGCAGCCCAGACACCCACUCCUGGGACGUUCGCAACAGCUCAUUCUCCGACUCUAGAUGAGUUGCUUUCGCCCGUGGAAGCGACAGGCCACUUCCCCAUUCGCGACUCUGUCGCAGCCUCCGACGUGGCGGAUGACGAGAAUCGCUUCUCCACCGUUGCCCUCAGCAGCGCCCGCCAGAGCUUCGAGUCUGCACGGAUAUCCCUCCGUUCCGACGAGGGCAAGGAACAUGACGACCGUAGGGAUACAAUCGCAUUCAACUCGGCGGAAGCGACCACGCCGCUCGUGAAGCACGCCAAAUCGCCGUCCGCGACGACCGUCCUCUCGGCGCACAAUGUACCCUACAUGUCUCGGCUGGACCAGGAAGAGGAGAAUGGUGGAGAUGAGGCAGCCUCGAAGAGGAGUAGUGCAUCGAGCCAGAAGGUGCAAGAGGAUUUUGCGCGCAAGCAGCGGGAUCUGCAGCAGCAGGAGCGUCAAGAAGAAGAGAAUUCAGUGGAUUGGGACUUCUGGGGUAAUGUUGUGUCGGAUUACCAGAAGUUCGCCUCUGAGCACCCCGAGGAGCUCGCUGCAGCCAUUGGCCAUGGUAUCCCGAAGACCAUACGGGGGAUGAUGUGGCAAUUAAUGACUGCAUCCAAAGACUCGGAGCUUGAAAACACAUAUGUUCGUCUCUUGAAGGAGACGAGCCCGCACGAAAAGGCUAUCACUCGAGACCUUGGAAGAACAUUCCCGCACCAUGCAUUCUUCACUGACGGUCGUGGCAUCGGUCAGGAGAACCUCUUCAAUGUACUAAAGGCAUAUUCACUGUACGAUACGCAAGUUGGCUAUUGCCAAGGGCUGCCUUUCGUAGCCGCUGUACUCCUCUUGCAUAUGCCAGAUGAGGAGGCGUUCUGUCUACUAGUCAGGCUCAUGUAUUCUUACGACUUGAGAGGGCAUUUCUUGCCUGAGAUGCCUAAACUGCAGUUGCGCCUCUUCCAGUUCGAGAAACUCAUUGAGGAAAUGGCACCGGUGCUGCACUUCCAUUUCUUAAGGCAGAACAUCAAGUCAAGUAUGUACGCAUCGCAGUGGUUCUUGACGAUGUUCAGCUAUCGCUUCCCCAUGGACGUCGUCUUCCGAAUAUUCGACAACGUAUUCGCAAGCGGCAUCGAAGCGCUCUUCUCGUUCAGCCUUGUUCUGCUAUUGAGGAACGAGGAAGCACUGCUUGAGCACAAAUUCGACCAGCUCGUAUCAUUCCUCAACGUGAAGGUUUUCGACAUAUACAAGAUAGAUCCACCGACUGAAGAUGCCGAGUCGAACAAGGAGAAGAGGGACGCGAAAUACGACGUCGAUCGAUUCGUGGAAGAUGCGUUUGGGCUGAAAAUUAGCUCGUUCAUGUUGGACUCGUACGCGGAGGAGUACGAGGAACUGGUCCGGACGCGAAAUCAACAUGCUAUAGAGAUGGACGCGUUACGCAACAGCAAUCGGAAUCUAUCCGCACAAGUUAAGCAAAUGGAGUCCAGUCUCGCGCAGUUGAAUACGGAGCACUGCGACUUGCUGACUGAGCUUGUGAAAGCGCGCCUGAAACACGAAGAGCUCGAGUCCGAGCUCGUUCGGUAUAAAUUGCUGUAUGCCGAGGCCAUGCAUCAAAGCGAAGACGCCAUGUCGUCGCAUCGAAUAUCCCUCGCCAUGAGCAAGAGAAGUAGCUCAAAUGGCGGCUGACUCUCCACCCGUCCGAUCGUUAGGUAAUGUUCGCCAUGUUUUGUACUCGCAAUCAUCAUUCCCGUAUCUUGCUGUAACACUGGAAGUCUGUACUCUGCAUCUGUUAACUAAAUCAUAUUAGACGAAUUAUUGGG
This is a messenger RNA of Rhodofomes roseus, 2347 nucleotides long. Its product is annotated as rab-GTPase-TBC domain-containing protein. The record is from RefSeq and is a predicted model, not a curated record. The transcript has 14 exons. Lineage: Eukaryota; Fungi; Basidiomycota; Agaricomycetes; Polyporales; Fomitopsidaceae. The coding region runs from base 489 to 2213 and encodes 574 amino acids.